AUGGGAAGUUUACUUUUGCUGUGCUCUUGCCUGGUGGCAUUGUUGAUUCCCAUCCAGGCACUAGUGGACAUCAACGUUGCAACGGCGAACGAUAUUCACCAUAAUCUCAAUAGAACAACAUCACCAUGCUUAAAUUUCUGGAAUUUUGCUUGCGGUGGCUUCUCUAGUGCCUCUGAAUAUAUAGACAACUUUGAACGGGUCGAGGAUCAGUUUGCCAAUGCCAUGGUGGAGUUCAUGGAGAGCCACUUGGGAGAAAACGAUACACUGGCACCCCGACUGAUAGGACAAAUGCGACUAUACUACAAGGCUUGCACGGAGGAUACGCGAAAGAUUCACGGGAAUGCUCGUCCACAAGAACUGGUUAAUCACUGGACUGUGCAUCCUAAGAAGUUCCUCGAAGACGGCUUGAAUGGUGUGUUCAUGGAUGAGCGAGUUGAUGUGGCCGCCAACGAUUCCAUGCGUUGGGUUAUUCAGAUUAAGAUGCCUGAUCCGGCUGCCAGAUAUAGUGACCUGCGGGUCUUGCAGCUCAUGCGUCUUUACGAAGAGUGGUACACGUGGGGAGUGGUUGAACUGGUGGAGAAAAUGCAUCAGCUUCAGGAUAAGUAUCGUGCAGAAAAUCCCUUUGUAUAUACAUGGAGUUACACCGAAUUAAGGCAGAAAAUCCCCAUUCCACGUUCCUUUUUUAUUGAAUUAUUGGGUGCAAAUCACACUGACGAGUUCGAUCGUCUGACUUUCGAGGUGAGUGAUGUGGAGUAUUUGCGGGAAUGUUUUCGCUUCCUACGGGAUUUCGCCAGUGAGCCCAAAGACACGUAUAUUCGAGCACGCCACUAUGUUUUAGUUGAGCAGUCGGAGCCUAGGGAGCGGAAUCCAAGAAGCUGCAUUCACCACAUGCGUGCCCAUCUUCCCCUGGGCAUGAACUACAUCUAUGAUCGCUUUAUAUACCAAAAUCGGGAGCAGGAUACCCGGAAGCUACAGGAAAUUGUAUCCAAUUUAAAGGCAACGUUUGGGGUAUACUUAAAUGCCAAUCGCCUGCAGCUUACGGCACACCAGUUGGCCUACGUCAGAGCAAAGUUGGAAGGUAUUCAGAUUAGAAUUGGAAAUUUACCGCUGGAGAAAUCUCCCGAAUUCUAUAACAAUCACUAUGAGAGUGCUAAUUUCACUGAGAAAAAUUUCCUGGCCAAUCUGCUUGAAGCAUUUACCCUACGAACCCGUCUCCAGAAUGAUGGACUGCUUGAAAGGAAUUCUCGAGUGGAUCUGCGGCACUACUACGUGAACGACAACGUGCGGAAAGCCCGUACUUCACCCUUCUAUGAGAACGAAAGGAAUACCAUAACCGUACCCAUGGAAUUUUUGCAGUGGCCCUUGUUCGAUCACCGACAGCACGCCAUCUUCCAGCACAGUCUUCUGGGAGCAGUCCUGGGCCACGAGAUGAACCACGCCUUCGAACAGGAAGGUAUACUCUUUGAUGUCGCCGGAAAUGAGUCACCUCUGGGCUUUGAGAUCCGGGAGUUGCAGGCUUUCCGGGAUGCCCUUAAGUGUGCGGAGGAGAAACCAUCCGUCUCGCUGAAAGAACGCCUGGCUGAUCUCAAUGGCCUGCAACUGGCCUACGAUUCCUUCUUUGGAUUGGCCCACGAUUCCCGGAAGUUCGAGUACCGUCCGUAUGCAUUUGAGCGGCAGUUCUCGGCUCCCCAGCUAUUCCACCUUAGCUACGCCCAGUUCUUCUGCGGAUCCCUGCCGCCGGUGAUUGCCCACGAUCGGGAUGAUGAGCGUGUGAACGUGAGCGUUGGCAAUUUGCGUCAAUUUGCAUACGACUUCAAUUGCGAAACGAGUCACUCGUCCAUCUGCGAAAUGUGGCGCCCAAGGGAGGAGGCUAAUUCAAAUCGAAAUGUGCAUCCAUAACACUAAAAUGUAACACGGAAUAUAUUGUGAUCAAAUGGUAUGGCUCGCAAUUGAUAUUUGUAUUUCCAUUAAAUUUAACAUUUUAUGCAGUCAUACACUGGAAAGAAUAAAUGCAAUUCCUUGUUAUAAAUAGAUAAGCAAACAAACGAAUUUGUACUAUUUAAUAACUUCCUGUAAUGAUUGUAUCUGCGAUAUUUA
Molecule: messenger RNA, 2097 nt
Organism: Drosophila erecta
Lineage: Eukaryota; Metazoa; Arthropoda; Insecta; Diptera; Drosophilidae
Product: neprilysin-1
Exons: 1
Coding region: 1-1899 (632 amino acids)
Biological process (GO): protein processing
Cellular component (GO): plasma membrane
Molecular function (GO): metalloendopeptidase activity
Source: RefSeq, a predicted model, not a curated record